Molecule: messenger RNA, 1362 nt
Organism: Phanerochaete carnosa HHB-10118-sp
Lineage: Eukaryota; Fungi; Basidiomycota; Agaricomycetes; Polyporales; Phanerochaetaceae
Exons: 5
Coding region: 1-1362 (453 amino acids)
Biological process (GO): phosphorylation; acetate metabolic process
Molecular function (GO): acetate kinase activity
Source: RefSeq, a predicted model, not a curated record
AUGGUCAACACGCAGGCCUCACGGAAGGGCCUCAUUCUCUCCGUGAACGCGGGCUCUUCUUCUCUCAAAAUCUCUCUUUACCGCCUCAAGUCUCAGACCGCUCCGCCAGACGUGUCCAGCGAGUUGGAGCCUGUAGAGCUUCUGCUCGUCUCCAGCAUCUCCAAUAUCUCUGCUCCCCCGGCUUCUUUCACCUUCUCUCUCGCUGCACACGGAUCAGGACGUGAAGCUAAGAAGGAACCGGUCAACUCAAUUCACGACCAUACAAGCGCAUUCGCCCACUUCCUGGACUAUCUGAAGAAGGAGGCGAGCAUCGACCGCAGCGAGAUUGCCCAUGUCUGUCACCGUGUCGUGCACGGUGGAGACUACUUCCACCCAGAGGUUAUCACGAAGGAGAGCUACAAACAUAUCGAGAGGCUGUCUGACCUAGCCCCUUUGCAUAACGGCGCAGCUCUCUCUGUGAUGAAAGCAUGCAUUGACGCGCUUCCAAACUCUCAGUCGAUCGCAUAUUUCGAUACCUCAUUCCACCGUCCAAUACCACACCAUAUUGCAAGCUACGCCAUCGACCAGACUAUCGCCAAGAAACGUGGCCUGAAGAAAUAUGGAUUUCACGGAUUGAGCUAUGCCUACAUCCUGCGUGCCGUGUCGACACACCUGAAGCGAGGUCCCAAUACUCUUAACCUUAUCGUCAUGCAUCUCGGUUCUGGAGCUUCUGUCUGUGCAAUCAAAGAAGGCAAAUCUAUGGACACCUCUAUGGGCCUCACUCCUCUUACCGGUUUGCCGGGGGCGACCCGAUCGGGCGGUGUCGAUCCCUCACUCAUCUUCCACUACACCAACCUCGCCGGCCGUAUGUCGCAUGACCGCAGCGCGGCAGUGGACAUCCACGUCACUCGCGCAGAAGAGAUCCUCAACAAGCAGAGCGGCUGGAAGGCGAUCACGGGCACGACGGACUUUGGCGAGGUCGUGAAGAACAUGAAGACGAACCAGGAGAAGGUCGAUGCGGGGACGGCCAGCGAGGACGAGGCGAAGUGGAAGCUCGCGUACGAUCUGUUCGUCGAUCGCAUCUACGACUUUGUCGGCGGGUAUUACCUCAAGCUCGGUGGUAGGGUUAACGCGAUCGUCUUCUCGGGUGGUAUCGGGGAAAGGAGUGUAGAGCUGAGGCAGACUAUUGUCGCGCAGAUGGCAUGUCUUAGCUUCAAGCUGGACGGAGAGAAGAACGCUUCUGUGGACAAAGAGGAUGGCGCAGUGGUCGAUAUAGGCGUUAGUGAUGACGGACAUCAGGUAUUGGUUUGCCGCACUGAUGAACAGAUGGAAAUGGCUAGGGAGUGUUCCCUAGAGAAGAAAUUCUGGAGCGACGAAUCCUAG